Staurois parvus is the source of this 587-nucleotide messenger RNA. Lineage: Eukaryota; Metazoa; Chordata; Amphibia; Anura; Ranidae. The record is from the annotation of a GenBank genome assembly.
CCCCAAAAAUGGGGGAAAAUGUCUAUGCGUCAUAUGGAGUGGCUGCAGUUUCUGUUCAUCUCCUGUGCUGUGUCCGCAGUCUCUGGUCAUCUCCUGUGCUGUGUCCGCAGUCUCUGGUCAUCCCCUGUACUGUGUCCGCAGUCUCUGGUCAUCCCCUGUACUGUGUCCGCAGUCUCUGGUCAUCUCCUGUACUGUGUCAGUGUCUGGUCAUCUCCUGUGGUAUGUCCGCAGUGUCUGGUCAUCUCCUGUGGUAUGUCCGCAGUGUCUGUCAUCUCUGUGGUAUGUCCGCAGUGUCUGGUCAUCUCCUGUGGUAUGUCCGCAGUGUCUGGUCAUCUCCUGUGGUAUGUCCGCAGUGUCUGGUCAUCUCCUGUGGUAUGUCCGCAGUGUCCCUGGUCAUCUCCUGUUGGUAUGUCCGCAGUGUCUGGUCAUCUGUGGUAUGUCCGCAGUCUCUGGUCAUCCCCUGUACUGUGUCCGCAGUCUCUGGUCAUCUCCUGUGGUAUGUCCGCAGUGUCUGGUCAUCUCCUGUACUGUGUCCGCAGUCUCUGGUCAUCUCCUGUACUGUGUCCGCAGUCUCUGGUCAUCCCCUG